Moneuplotes crassus is the source of this 1572-nucleotide messenger RNA. NCBI's taxonomy places the organism in Eukaryota, Ciliophora, Spirotrichea, Euplotida, Euplotidae. The record is from the annotation of a GenBank genome assembly.
AUUCAACAUGAAAUUGCUGAAUGUUAUCAUCAGAGAAAUCCUCAUUUAUUUAGAAUUUGAAGAUAUUCAGAAGUCCAAACUCCACUUGGUCAACAAACAGUUCUAUCAUAAUAUUAUCGAAGACAAUGAACUUCUUAGAAGAAUGUUGCUUCAAAAAAUUGGGUUAGUCAUGGACUAUGACAAAGAAGAACAGUACCACAGAGAGAUAAUCCUAAACAAUAAGAAUGAGCAAGCUGAAGAACCAAUAAUAGAAGAACUUACUGCAGUUAAGUUUUACGAAGAUCCAAGAACCUCUCUGAUUCCGGUGCUGCUUGAACUCCAGAAAGAGCAGGAGAGACUACUGCUGGUGUUUCAACGCACUAGUGGAGGCCACUAUAAAGGCUAUGAUAAGGUUGAGAAUGUAUUUCUAGACAAUGAAGGAAUGGAGAAUCAGUAUUACUCAGCCCCUCAAGUAUUCUUUCCGAACGGCCUUUGUUGAGUCACUGGGGCUGUCUAUGGGACAGAGAGUAAAGAGCUUGAAUAUUGGCUGGAUGCGAUGAAUAUAAUAGAUUCCAAUAUCGAUGUAAAGCUUACAAACUUUGUUGAUGCUACACUUUUAAAAAAUGACACAUCCUCAGAAAUUAAUGGCUUAGAUAUAAAAGCUAGUACCACUAUAAUUAUCAAGAAUGCCUUUGAAAAUUAUUUGAAUAAGCAAAAUAUUUAUAAUAAAGGAUCUUAUAUUCCUCAUAACAAAGCUGAUGAAUCAGCAAAUGAUGUUGCAAAAUCAUUCAGUGAAAACCAGAUCUACCAAUACGAUACAUCUUGAUAUGAUGAAUUAAUCAUAAAACAUUUGUUUUUAAUCGAAGAAAUUACAUGAAUGAAAGCUGUGAUGUGCUUAUCACCAAUCAAAGCAUUUGCUUUGUUUGUGCAUGACACUCCAAUGAAUCCAGAAGACCAUCCCUUGACUUUACUAAUCAAGAAGGUUUACGAUCUCUCUGAAUGGACUACCAAUGCUCCUAUGAUGAAACAAGAUCAGACCAUUGAAGAAUAUGAAGAAGAAAAGAAACAAAAUAAAGAGCCGAAACAAGCCUCAGUCUUCCAAGAUUUCUUCAAUCUUUUUCAAAACCUUACCGAUGCUGGCUUAAUUCCAAAAAUAAUUGACUCAGAAAGCAGAUGGAUGGAGUUUGAUCAGAAGUUUUACUCCAGUAAAUUCGAUGCCAAGCAAAACAAUGAGGAAGAGAAAUUAGAGUUUUCAGAAGCAAGUCUCAGCGAAGAAGAAACUAAUAAGAUUGAAGAAAUGUACCAAGAGUUAGAUGAAAUGGAUUAUUACAGACUUAGAUUGGUUGCUAUUGGCUACGAUUUACAUACCAGAGAAAGUGCAUACACCUAUGCUUUAAAACAGCUGAUUUCAGGAAGAUUCAUUACAGUUUUAGCUUUGGAUGUUGCUGCAGAUAGACCAUCAACUCCUCAUGUUGAUAUUGGAGGAAUUCUUUUCAAAGGAAAAAUGGUGCCAAGUAUUCUCAAGUUCUUGGCAUAAAACUUCACUCACCUACUGUUUUGCUUAAAAAUUACAUAGUUACUGAAUGCCUAUUU